Molecule: messenger RNA, 942 nt
Organism: Ciona intestinalis (vase tunicate)
Lineage: Eukaryota; Metazoa; Chordata; Ascidiacea; Phlebobranchia; Cionidae
Source: RefSeq
AUUUUGUUGUAAAAUGUCUCAGAUUGUAAUCGAUGGUGAAGUUAUAACAUGGCCAAGGUGUCUUGUGGAAAACCCUUCACUGUUAAAAGAAGUUUUAACGAUGGAUGUUUGGGAAACAUUGUCGGACGAACAUCGUAAAUGUUUGUCGGAAACUUUGCCAGAGUUUAUGACGGAAGAUGACCGGACGGAAACUGUGAGAUUACUUCUCACGGGAGAGGAUUUAUCUCAAUUUCCUGAAGUAAACACGGGAAGUGGAAACCCACUGUCAAAGUUCGUGGAGAAACUAAACGAUGGAUACUUCACGUCUAACGCAUAUCGAUUAAGAAAAAGUUACAAACAUGCAAUAAAAGCAAAGUCAAUGUUUUCAAAACAUCAAUAUUUCCACCAAUUGUUGAAAGAUAUUGUUGUUUCACGCCAGUGUCAUCUUGCCGUCCAUCAAUCUCCACAUUCCCUUAAACUAUCAAAACUACAUCAACACCAAGAACCCAUUAAGGAUUGGUUGAAACUGGGAAGAGACUCCAAAGAAAUUUACCAAAAAAUUUUAAGAGAAAUUAAAACCAACAUUUUAUCGAAUUCCUCCUUUACUGCCGAGGAUUUAUUGUCGUCGGACAAUGAAGAUGAUGAUGUCAUAGAGGAAUCGAACCGUGACCAAUAUUUCGAAAUGUUGAUUCGUCAUAAAUUACGACGCGCUUCGUUAGAUAUUUGUCCUGACAUGGCAACAAAUGGAAUCAAAUUAUCAGAAGUUUAUUCGCGAACUUUUAAUUCAAAUAAAAAACUUCCAAGAACAGGUUUGCUGGGAAAAAGAAAGAAAUGGGAGAGUGGAUUAAAGUUAGCUACGCAAAAACGAAUAAAAAAAUCGAUUCAAACGAUUUCUGCGAAAAGAAGAAAAACGACGGAAGGAAGAUUUGAAUUGGGUUCGAAACAAGAAGUUGCAAAUAAAAC